This is a messenger RNA of Phascolarctos cinereus (koala), 1454 nucleotides long. Its product is annotated as histone H4. Gene Ontology annotation, molecular function: protein heterodimerization activity; DNA binding; structural constituent of chromatin. Gene Ontology annotation, cellular component: nucleosome. NCBI's taxonomy places the organism in Eukaryota, Metazoa, Chordata, Mammalia, Diprotodontia, Phascolarctidae. The record is from RefSeq and is a predicted model, not a curated record.
UUUACUGAGUAUUUUGGUCAUGUCUGGUCGCGGCAAGGGAGGUAAAGGGCUGGGGAAAGGGGGUGCCAAGCGGCACAGGAAGGUGCUGCGGGAUAACAUCCAGGGCAUCACUAAGCCUGCCAUCCGCCGCUUGGCUCGGCGUGGGGGUGUGAAGCGAAUCUCGGGGCUGAUCUAUGAGGAGACCCGCGGAGUGCUGAAGGUGUUUUUGGAGAAUGUGAUCCGGGACGCCGUCACUUACACGGAGCACGCCAAGAGGAAGACUGUCACGGCCAUGGAUGUGGUCUACGCUCUCAAGCGCCAGGGCCGCACUCUCUACGGCUUUGAAGAGUUUGACAUUGCUCUGAAGGCCUGUAGUGACACUAGCUGCUUAAGUAUGUCUGGUCGAGGCAAAGGCGGUAAAGGGCUGGGGAAAGGGGGUGCCAAGCGGCACAGGAAAGUGCUGCGUGAUAACAUCCAGGGCAUUACCAAGCCUGCCAUUCGGCGCUUGGCACGGCGUGGGGGUGUGAAGCGAAUCUCGGGGCUGAUCUACGAGGAGACCCGUGGGGUGCUGAAGGUGUUUUUGGAGAACGUGAUCCGGGACGCCGUCACUUACACGGAGCACGCCAAGAGGAAGACUGUCACGGCCAUGGACGUGGUCUACGCUCUCAAGCGCCAGGGCCGCACUCUCUACGGUUUUGGCGGCUAAGCGCACCUUCCCGUGCCGCGAACUGCGAGCGAUAGAUACUCCCCAAAGGCCCUUUUUAGGGCCACCCACAUUCUCCUUUAAAAGAGCUGUGUUUCGUUUCCUUCUUUAGCUUUGCUCUAUUGUUCGGGGUCUCUUAGCUUGUGAGGAAUUUUUAAAAGUAACAUUUGCAAACCUCAGGCCUCCUUACUCUUAGGAAAUGGAAACAAGAAUGGAUUUUGGCCAAAAGCUUUUGUGCUGCUUUGUAAAUUGACAAGUGUUAUCACCAAUUUUAGCUAUCCUCAGUAUUGGCUGACCUUAAGACUAGGGCGUGAAGCGAUCUGAGCGGGGAAAGGCGUGUGACCAAACCGAAGCUGUCAACCUAUCAGGGAUCCGUUUGUGUGAUGACUAACAGGAAUGUUUCGCUCGAAAAGCCAAUCAGAAUGCAGCGCGCCAUCUGCAGAAGUUAUUCCCGCCGGCUUUUCAUUUGGGAUUCUUGAGUCACUUUGGGUUAAAAAUUAGCGUCCCCUCUACUUUAUGGGCCCCACUUCUCUCCACACUUAAGCAAAAAAAGGACGUCUCUGCUCUAGGAGCUAACGACUUAGUAAAAGCCUUACUGGAACGGGUGGGAGAGUAUGACUAGAAAAGGGAGUGAAGACAAAGAGAGCUCUAGAUUCUCCAAGUGACCUCCAUACGCAGAAAGAACAUGAAAGACUUUAGCAUCCUGGGAAGAGCCUGGAUGGAGGACUAAUGGAAAAAUAGUGACAUGAGUCACACAGGAUGAAAAGGAAUG